AUGGCGAGGGAAGAAGACACGAAAGACCGGGCAGGAGAUAUGCUACUGUUCUGGCUGAUGCUCUUCUGGCUCCUGGCUCCAACUACAGUGGAGAGGCUGCAAACCAUAUGUGUGCUCAAGGAUUAUGUGAACAUAGAUGAAAGCUACUAUAAGCCUGGUGAUCUCAUUAUUGGUGGGAAUUUGCCUUUGGGGAUAAAUUUCAAGACUCCUGUUCCAGAGUUUAAUACAAUGAGGCUUCGUUUAGAGAGUCUAUUCACCUCUAUUAACUACCAGCAGUUCCUUGCCUUGAUGUUUGCUGUCUCCCAGGUCAAUAAGGAUUUUCUUCUGCUCCCCAACAUCACACUUGGCUUCCACAUCUAUGGCCAUUACGAGAGGGAGAUUAAUAUUUCCUUAGACAGCCUCUCCAUGCUCUCCUCACGAACACAAAUGGUUCCAGGUUACAAAUGUGACCACCCGGACACUCUGCUGUCCGUCAUUGGUGGUCUCAGUGCCAAGUCCUCAAGGCUGAUGGCCUCCAUCUUCAGCAUCUUUAAGGUCCCACAGCUCGGUGUUGGCUUUGAGUUCUCUCAGGGAGAGAGAAGAGUUUAUACUUCAUUUUUCCGGAUUAAUCCCAAGGAAUCUCCUCAGUAUGUGGGUCUAGUCCAGCUGCUCCUGUAUUUCCAGUGGAACUGGGUUGGGCUUGUGGUCCCUAAAGAUGACAGGGGAGAACGUUUCGUCUCAACUCUGACACCAAUGCUCCAGGAGAAGGAGAUCUGCCUGGCCUUCACCCUGAUGCUGGAAUUGGAUGAUGUUGACAAACGUCUGGAAAAGUUUGUUCUCAAUUUCCUUCCCUGCUUUAAAACAGAAGUGUUUAUUCUCCUUGCAGACUCAACUGUUACUAGCACUUUAAUAGUGGCAGUACAGGCUUUUGAAAAAUACAAAAAAGUAUCAUUUAGGAAAGUUUAUAUCUCUACUUCCCAUUGGAAACUUGGUAUGCAAGAAUCUGAAGGAAUAUUGAAAUACAUAAAGUAUUUCCAUGGAGUCUUGCAUUUUAGGGACCACUCCGAGGAUGUCUCAGAAUUCAUCCACUUCCUCCUGUCUUUAGACCCCUUGAACCCCCAAGGAGAUGUUUUUCUCCCUCUGUGGUGGGAAAAAGUCUUUGGCUGCAAGAUCCAUAAAUCAGGAAAGAUCCCUCCAAAGACUGAAAAACAAUGCACAGGAAAGGAGAAUGUGCAGAAUCUGCCCAAUUACAGUUUUGAAACAAGAAUGACAGGUGAAAGCUACAACAUCUACAAUGCUGUUUAUGCUCUGACACACGCUUUACAUACAAUGUAUGGAUCCAGAGCCUGGCCGACCUUGAUGAGGCUUGGAAGGAGGAUCUCAAAUGUCCAGUCAUGGCAGAUUCUUCCCUAUUUGAGCAAUGUGCAGUUCAACAAUAGUGUUGGAGAUGAAGUCUCCUUCUCACAAGAUGGACUGGGAUCUGCUCGUUAUGAUCUUCUCAACUGGGUUCUCUUCCCCAAUCGAUCUUUUGUCCCCAUGAAAGUUGGACAAGUAAAUCCUGAGGCUCCCCCAGGCCAAGAUUUCACCGUUGACUCUGAUGGAAUCAUCUGGGCUCCAAAGGCCAAGAAGAUCCACUUCCUUGCCUAUCAAGACACCCUGGGAUACAUUUUAGUUAUUCUUGCUGUCUUUUUCUCUGUGAUCACUUCUGUAGUCCUGGUGAUUUUCUAUCAACAUCAUGACACACCAAUUGUCAAGGCCAACAACAGAGAUCUCACCUACCUCCUCCUGCUCUCCCUCUUGCUCUGCUUCCUUUGUUCCUUUCUUUUCAUUGGUCAACCUGGGAAGGUCACCUGUCUCAUACGACAAGCUGCCUUCACCAUUCUCUUUUCCCUUGCAGUUUCCUCUGUGUUGGCAAAAACUGUCAUGGUGAUUCUGGCCUUCAUGGCUACCAAGCCAGGGAACAAGGCAAGGAAACUCUUAGGAAAACCACUGACCAAUUCCAUUGUCAUAGCUUGUCCCCUGAUCCAAGCCCUUCUUUGUGCCAUGUGGCUGGGAACCUCUCCUCCAUUUCCCAACUUGGACUUCCACUCUUUAUUUGGAGAGACCAUCUUGGAAUGCAAGGAAGGCUCAGCUUUAAUGUUCUACAUUGUCCUUGCCUACCUAGGUUUUUUGGCCUUUGUCAGUUUCACGUUGGCAUUUUUAGCUAGGAAAUUGCCUGAUAGUUUUAAUGAAGCCAAGUUCAUUACUUUUAGCAUGCUGGUCUUUUGCAGUGUUUGGAUUACUUUCCUCCCCACCUACCUGAGCACCAAAGGGAAAUCCAUGGUGGCUGUGGAGAUCUUCUCCAUUUUGACCUCUGGAGCUGCUCUCUUGGCUUGUAUCUUUUCCCCCAAAUGCUACAUUAUUCUACUGAGGCCCCAUCUUAACUGUAGAGAAAAUAUAGUAAGGAACAAGAGUUUCUAA
This is a messenger RNA of Thamnophis elegans (Western terrestrial garter snake), 2439 nucleotides long. Its product is annotated as vomeronasal type-2 receptor 26-like. Bases 1 to 2439 code for a protein of 812 amino acids. The transcript has 6 exons. The record is from RefSeq and is a predicted model, not a curated record. Gene Ontology annotation, cellular component: membrane. Gene Ontology annotation, biological process: G protein-coupled receptor signaling pathway. Gene Ontology annotation, molecular function: G protein-coupled receptor activity. NCBI's taxonomy places the organism in Eukaryota, Metazoa, Chordata, Lepidosauria, Squamata, Natricidae.